AUGUGGAUACUCACCACUGGAACAGGUUGUGCAUUUUCUUAAUUAUAUGUACAUAAUUUUAUCCUCAUGUUGCCUUGUCUUUUCUCUAAUGUAGAGCUGAAACUUUAAAUACUGAAUUCAUUAUCUGCAGCUGGAGUAGCAAGUUUAUCAAUAUUAUGUUUAAAUCUUAAUAAGAUUAAUCUCUAUAUUGCUAUGAUUCCAAAGCUUUUACAUUAGUUAUGUGUUGAUAAAUUAUUGAUAUGUUAGUUUUCUUAUACUGCUUUCUUCUGCUUUCUUCUACUGAUUCUCGGCGUGCAUAAUAUCUAAUACAAGGUAAGAAGGUGCAACUCGCUUUACUUUUUAAAUUGCAAUAGUCUAAUAUUGCAUAUGAUUAAAAUUUCUACCUUUCUUAUUAACUUUAAUAAAUAUCUAAGCAGUAAAGCCACACUUCUGAUUAAUAAAAUAUUACUUAUACGCACAAUUUCAAUAAAUAUAGUAAUCGUGGUAUUACUUCUUCUAAUGUAUAUAUUGGGUUUCAGCAUUCAUUUUCCUAACUUGCAGUAAUUAAAUACAAACUUAGCUUUUCUUAUGGGUUUAACAUUUAGCUAAACUAAUGCAAAUCGAUGGUCUUGUGCUAAGGAAGUCCUUUUAAUAAUUUAGACUUUGGGCCUUGGUGUUCGUUCUCUCCUUGCAUCAUGUCCUGUUCUCAUGUUUAUUAUUCUUCUACUAAUGGUUUGUACUUGCCAAUAGAAGGGUUUAUAAAAUGUAAUAAAAACUAUCUGUGACUUAUUUAAAAAUAUCUUAUAGGAUAUUACUUUAAUAAUACAACUUAAGCUUUUUGACUUUUUGUUGUAUAAGUGUGCUGAGGACUCAAAUGUUACAACUAUAAGCAUCCUUCAUCAUCUCAAAAAGAUAGAUUUUGAUGGAAGAUCUGAUAUUGUACAUAUUCUAACAUUUCAACUUAUUUCUGUAUUCAUAGAGGUUUCUAUUUAUUAUUUCCUUCUUGCACUUAAUGUGAAAAUCCUCCUCAUUCUUGAUAAUGCGAGAAGUGGAUAUUUUUUGUGA
Molecule: messenger RNA, 1044 nt
Organism: Paramecium tetraurelia
Lineage: Eukaryota; Ciliophora; Oligohymenophorea; Peniculida; Parameciidae
Exons: 1
Source: RefSeq, a predicted model, not a curated record